This is a messenger RNA of Lingula anatina, 379 nucleotides long. Its product is annotated as carbohydrate sulfotransferase 8-like. NCBI's taxonomy places the organism in Eukaryota, Metazoa, Brachiopoda, Lingulata, Lingulida, Lingulidae. The record is from RefSeq and is a predicted model, not a curated record.
GGUAGAUCAGCUCGAGGCGACUACGAUACCUAUACAAGAUAUAAUGGCAAUGAUGGGAAAUGGACAUAGUGAAAAUGACCAGCAGAACGGAUUGGAUGAUGACGUCAUUCCAGAAGAAUGGCUUGAGGAAAUACGAAGAAGAAAAAAACUUGUGUCCGAGGCAUGCGAGAAGUACAAAUCUGUAAAAAUACCUCUGACAAAAGAGUGGAUUAAAGAAAACGGCGACCAUCUCAUCGUAGAAGACCAGUAUAAAAUCAUAUAUUGCCGCGUACCUAAAUCUGGGAACACAAGUUGGAAGCGCCUUUUGCUAGCACUGUCUGGCAUUAUAAACGAUACUUCUAUGGCUCAUGGCAAAAACGGAUUUAACCCACGUGAUUUG